AUGAGUGCUACAUUGCCAGCCCUUCGGGUAGAUUUGGCCACCUCCCGUUUAACCACAUUCACACAGAAACUGAGGGCACUAGGACACCAUGGCUUCGACAUAGAGCAAGAGAAUGAUGGGUUAGUAAAACAGUUCGUGCACACGAAUCCGAAAUGGAACAUUGUCACGUGUUCCAUAAGGACCACUACAGAUGUCCAUAUUGCCCAUUCCAUUUUCUACGCACGUUAUCGCGAAAAAUCUCAACGUGGUCCGUUCGGUUGGACUCUCAGCAAUGCACGCAUCGCCGAAUCGGAUGUACAACACAGGACUUUGAGGAUAAAGGAUCUUUCGAGGGAAUUCGUGCAUGUUCGUGUCCGUACUGCUCAAAUACGCUGUCUAUUCCCAGCAGGCUUAAGUUUUUGGGAUGUGUUCAUAUAG
Spodoptera exigua (beet armyworm) is the source of this 417-nucleotide messenger RNA. Lineage: Eukaryota; Metazoa; Arthropoda; Insecta; Lepidoptera; Noctuidae. The record is from the annotation of a GenBank genome assembly.